This is a messenger RNA of Monoraphidium neglectum, 1398 nucleotides long. RefSeq names its product 1,4-alpha-glucan branching enzyme. Gene Ontology annotation, molecular function: hydrolase activity, hydrolyzing O-glycosyl compounds; 1,4-alpha-glucan branching enzyme activity. NCBI's taxonomy places the organism in Eukaryota, Viridiplantae, Chlorophyta, Chlorophyceae, Sphaeropleales, Selenastraceae. Gene Ontology annotation, biological process: carbohydrate metabolic process. The record is from RefSeq and is a predicted model, not a curated record. Bases 1 to 1398 code for a protein of 465 amino acids. The transcript is spliced from 13 exons. Gene Ontology annotation, cellular component: cytoplasm.
AUGAGGGUGCCAGCGCGCUCCCUGCAGCAGCACGGGACACAGGGUGCUACCCACAGCAGGACGCUGCAGGCCCCCCGCCCCGCGCGCGCCGCCCCCCGCCUGUCGCUGCGCGCGGCCGCCACCCAGCAGAGCAGCAGCAGCGACACGCCCGUGGACGUGCUGCGCCGCGAGAACGAGGCGCUCAAGGCCACUAUUAGUGAGACCACCGGCAGCAUCAAGGAGCUCGAGGGAGACCUCGCCGGCCUCCAGGCUGAGGUGCCCGAGCGCCCCGCCAGCACUGCGGUGGCCACGGCCGACCCCAGCACGCUGCAGCCCGAGGACUUCUGGAGCCCAGCCAUCGAGGUGCCGGAUGGUGUGGAGUAUGUGGACGAGUACGGGGCCAUCACCCCGGUGCCCGACCACGACGGUACUGCGUGCUUCAAGUGGGAUGACACGCUCUGGGCCAAGGCGGAGCACUUCAAGUACCGGUGGAACGUGUUCCGCAACAUCCGCAACGCCAUAGACCAGAACGAGGGCGGGCUGGACAAGUUCACGCAGGGCUACAAGUUCUACGGCUUCAACCGCGGCGAGAAGGACGGCCAGCAGGGCAUCUUCUACCGGGAGUGGGCGCCCGCGGCCAAGGCGCUGGCGCUCAUCGGCGAGUUCAACGGCUGGGAGCCCAAGGAGAACCACUGGGCCUCCAAGAACGAGUUUGGUGUGUGGGAGCUGUUCCUGCCCAACGGCGCGGACGGCACGCCCGCCAUCCCCCACAAGACCAAGAUCAAGGUGCGCCUCGAGACCGGCUACGGGGAGUGGGUGGAGCGCAUCCCCGCGUGGAUCAAGUGGGCCACCCAGGAGUGGAACGAGAUCCAGUUCAACGGCGUGUACUACGAACCCGAGGAGAAGGGCGCGCCGGGGGAGAUCGCGGCUGACAAGGCGUACACCUUCAAGUACCCGCGGCCGCCCAAGCCGCGCGCCCUGCGCAUCUACGAGUGCCACGUGGGCAUGUCCAGCCAGGAGCCCAAGGUCAACUCCUACCUUGAGUUCAAGGACGAGGUGCUGCCCCGCAUCCGCCGCCUGGGGUACAACGCCAUCCAGAUCAUGGCCAUCCAGGAGCACGCUUACUACGGCAGCUUUGGCUACCACGUGACCAACUUCUUCGCGGCGUCCAGCCGCUGCGGCACCCCUGACGAGCUCAAGGCCAUGAUUGACGAGGCCCACAGGCUGGGCCUGGUGGUGCUGAUGGACAUCGUCCACAGCCACGCCUCCAAGAACACCAACGACGGCAUCAACAUGUUCGACGGCACGGACGCCCAGUACUUCCACAGCGGUGCCAGGGGCAACCACUGGAUGUGGGACAGCCGCCUGUUCAACUACGGUGGGCCUGAGGGAGGGGUUGACCAGGGCAGCUUGGUUUGA